AUGGCCCAGCUGCUGCGGUGGUUCAAGGCCGACUGCUUCCGCUGGGUGGACCGCCUCCCGUGCGCCGCGUGCGGGUCCGCCUCCACCGAAGACGGUGGGCCCCUGGAGCCGUCCGAGGCGGAGCGUGCGCGUGGUGCCGACCGGGUCGAGGCGCACAGGUGCCGGGACUGUGGGGCCGUCGGGCGUUUCCCGCGGUACGGCGACCCCCUGACGCUCCUCGAGACGCGGCGCGGCCGAUGCGGGGAGUGGGCGAAUUGCUUCACCCUCCUUGCGGCGGCGCUCGGCUUCGAGGCUCGCCUGGUGUUGGACUGGACCGACCACGUCUGGACGGAGUUCCUGGGGCAGGACGGGCGCUGGCGCCAUUGCGAUCCCUGCGAGGGGCGCAUGGACUCCCCGCUGCUCUACGAGGCGGGCUGGGGCAAGGAGCUGACCUACGUCUUUGCCUUCUCGCCGGCGGAGGUCGUGGACGUCACGCCCCGCUACACGGCCGUGUGGCCCGAGGUCCUCGCGCGCCGCGGGCCGGCCUCCGAGGCCGACCUCGCGGGCGUCGUGGAGGACCUCGACGCGCGCGCCCGCGCAGGCGCCGCGCCCCCGCCCUGGCGGGCGCCCGAGGCCCGGGAGCUCGCUGCGGCCCGCGGCCCGGGCGCGGGCCGGGAGGCGGGCGCCGCAGAGCUCGCGGGGAGGGAGACGGGCUCGGUGGACUGGCGGCUGGCGCGCGGCGAGAUGGGGCCUCGGGCCGCGGCAGCCUCGCUGGGCGGCGAGCCGGGCGCACUGCUGGCGGCGGCCGCCAGGCCCGGGGCGGCGGUGGUCGGGAGGCUCUGCGGGGGCGCGCGGCUCUGCUGCGUGGGCGGCGUGCCCGCCCUGGAGCUGCUGGCGCCCGGCGCCUGCGUCGAGGUGGAGGGCCUGCCGCAGCAGGUGGGCGGCGUCUGCGCGGCCACGGGCGACGGCGCCUUCACCGUGGAGGCCUGGCUGCGCGCCCGGCCCGCGGAGCUGCGGCCCGAGGGCUUUCAGAACCCGCUGUUCUCGCAGCACGGGCCGGGCUCGGGCUGGGAACUCCGGCUGUUGCGCCGCGGCGUGGUUUGCUUCCUCGUCACCGUGGACGGCGUCCACCAUGAGGUCGACGCGGGCGCGGCGCAGUGGCCGCCCGACGGCUGGGUGCACGUCGCCGGAGUCUUCACCGGCGAGCGCGCGGAUGUGUUCGUUGGCGGCCAGCGAGCGGGCGCGCUGGACGUGCCAGCGGGGCGGCGCAGCCACUUCGAGGGGCCGCCGUGCCUGGGCAGGAACCCCGCGUGGCGCGACCGCGGCGCGCGGUGCCUCGUCGCAGCCGCGCGCACCUCUCGGGCGGCGCUCGAGCCGCGGGGCUUCCUGCCCGCCCCCCGGGGCGGCAGUGCGCAGGAGUGA
Prorocentrum cordatum is the source of this 1401-nucleotide messenger RNA. NCBI's taxonomy places the organism in Eukaryota, Dinophyceae, Prorocentrales, Prorocentraceae. The record is from the annotation of a GenBank genome assembly.